Moneuplotes crassus is the source of this 537-nucleotide messenger RNA. NCBI's taxonomy places the organism in Eukaryota, Ciliophora, Spirotrichea, Euplotida, Euplotidae. The record is from the annotation of a GenBank genome assembly.
AUGAUUAGAGAAUUCUUGAUAUUGAUAUGAUGAGGAAAAUCAUGUCCAUAUUUUGGUACCACAAUUGCAAACUUAUAUCACCAAUAUUGAUGCUCCAAGAAGCCUUCUACAAAACUUCUCACAGCUAUGGCACUCUCAACAUCAUGCUUGAUCAGUAAUGGGCCUCAAUAACUCAAGCAGAUGCUCGAGUGCUGAUCCAGAAACUGGUGGGUUCUCCUCCAGCACCCUCAAAUACUUUAAAUAUCUCAGAUUUUAUAAUUAAUUAAAAUCUAAAUGAAAAUUUCUCUAGCAAUCGUACUUUGCUUGGCUCUUGCUAUGACAAGUGCCUUCAGAAUCAGACAAGGUAAUGGAAUGGGACAACUCAUGGCUGACAUGCAACAAGGUAUCCAAGAUGGUAACCAAGCUCUUACUGACACCGAAGGACUCCUCAACGACGCCACUGAAGCCACUGAAGGCAUGGCUAACCAAUUCAUUGGACAAGGUCUCAACGCUGCUGGACAAUUCACUGGAGCUGCUGUUGGAGGAACUAGACUUCAG